AUGGCCCAAGAACAUCAAGAGGAGAACUCCGUUGAUCUUGUGAGCCACACUGUGAAACGCAAACGUGGGCGACCACGGAAGGAUGAGAUUCUUGGGUCUGAGCCAUCUAAGCGGAAUCGAAGAGCCAGAAUUGACGGGGAGGGUCAUGGAGCUGACCCCUUUGUCGGCCAGGUGGUUUCUGGUGUUCUUGAUGGGAGGUUUGAUGCUGGUUACAUGCUCACUGUUCAAGUUGGUGGUGGAGGGUGUGUCCUGCGAGGUGUAGUCUUCGAGCCAGGCCUCUCCGUCCCUAUCUCUUCUGCAAAUGACGUCGCACCAAAUGUUAAGAUGUUUGAGAGGAAUGAGGUUUCUUUACCAAGCUCUGCGUGGCAGCCUCCUAGUUACACUCCUGCACGGUCCGCUGCCAGAAGGGAUGGAGCAUGCAGGAGUCGCAGUAAAAGUGAAUCUACGGCAGUCGUGGAAGAUUUAAAUGGCAAUAAUGUUCAGAUGAAUCUUUCAGCAGACAUGGCGAGAUUGCCCGGAAAAGACUCGAACCACGCCUGUGGGAAUCUGAAGUUGGAGGACUUCCAGUCCACUGGUAGUGACAACAAAAUCAUAGAUGGAAUUCAGAACUUGCAGCCUGCCCGCGUUGACCUCCCUGAAGCUAGUGGGAACCCUAAGAUCAUUUCUUUAAUCCCCAAUGCUGCCCAUGAUGCCAACGCGAUUACAUCCGAACCCAAGAAAGAAGCAGCAUCAAAAGAUCCGCCUAUUUUUGGAAAUGAUGUUGAGACUUCUGAUCUCCAGGACGCUGCCUGUGACACCAAGCAGACCGCUCAAACUCACAUCACCAAACCCCUGCUGCAUGUGCCAGAGGCAUCAAAUGUUAGUAACACUGCCCAGCAAUAUGAGACGUUUGUUGAUGUGAAACUGGUUGAUGAAAUUCCCCUGUUUAGAUCAGCUGUUGAGCCUGAGAAAGCAGCUGUGCCGAAUGCCGAACCCAGCUUCAGGAAUGUUGCUGACAUAGAUGCUGAAAGUGCCCAGUCGAAAACCUCUGAACCUGAGCAGCCGGCUGAGGCUGCCCAUCUCCCGCAAGUUUCCCCAGCUGAAGCUUUUGAUCAUAAGCAAACAACUGAGGCUUCUCAUGCCCAACUCCCUGAAAUCAUCAAUGGUGCUGAACCAGUCACCGAAAUUCCUGCUGCUGAAGCUUCUCAUCACACUGGGCAAUCAGCUGACACAUCUCUUGGGGACACUGUGGCGGUCAAUGAGUCUUCUGAAUUCAACCAAUCGGCAGUCAAUGAGUCCACCAACCUUCCUGGCGAUGCAGGGACGGUCUCUGAAGUUCCCCAGAUUAAAACCAUGGAGCCCAUACAGGCAGCUGAGAUUGUGGGCAUCCAUCCCCAUCAGGAGGAGGCUGCUGAUGAACCAAAAACCGCUGCUGAACAAUCGGCAGUGCGAUCUGACGGUAGGCCUCCUGCUCAGCUCUCCGAAGUUUCCAUUGAUACAGAACCAGUCGCCAAAGUUUCCCAGAGUGGAGAUUCUCAAUCUCUGGAAGCCGCUGAUUCUGGGCAUGAUCUGUCAAAUGUCUUUCCAGAAGAUGUUUCUGCAUCUAAACAGCCAUCUGACUCAUCUGGCAGAGGCCAACCAUGUUUCUCUGGACCGACUGCUGAGAUCUCCGAAUCUGAAGAACUUUGUGAACCAUCCAUUGAUGGGCCCGAUCUAACAGGUGACACCAAGUCUCCAAAUCUCUGUGGGGUUGCUGAUGAUGCAGAGCCGGCUGUCAAGUCCAAGCAGGAAGAUGAUGAUGGCGAAUCUGAAGAAGCUCAUGAACCAUCCAUUGAUGGGCCCGAUCUAACAGGUGGCACAAAGUCUCUUAGUCUCUGUGGGGUUGCUGAUGAUGCAGAGCCGGCUGUCAGGUCCAAGCAGGAAGAUGAUAAUGGCGAAGCAUCUCCUCUUGAUGAGAUGUUUGACUCGCAAAAGCAUCUUGAGGCCCCAUCAAAGGAAGUGAUGACUACAAUGGCAGCCCCAGGGACGACAGAGAGUCCUCUAGGACCAGAAGAGGACUUGCCCUCUCUACCCGGUUCUGGAGCUAUGGAAGAGGAACCACCUGCUUCAGGCGCAGCAGCAGCAGAGGCCAAUGCCGGGUUGGGCUAA
Messenger RNA from Spirodela intermedia, 2127 nucleotides. Lineage: Eukaryota; Viridiplantae; Streptophyta; Magnoliopsida; Alismatales; Araceae. The record is from the annotation of a GenBank genome assembly.